Molecule: messenger RNA, 2510 nt
Organism: Patiria miniata (bat star)
Lineage: Eukaryota; Metazoa; Echinodermata; Asteroidea; Valvatida; Asterinidae
Product: vesicular acetylcholine transporter unc-17-like
Exons: 3
Coding region: 257-1651 (464 amino acids)
Biological process (GO): transmembrane transport
Molecular function (GO): transmembrane transporter activity
Source: RefSeq, a predicted model, not a curated record
UACGCGCAAGGCCGGGUUAUGUUCAUAACGACCUCGGCCUCAUGCAGUACAAAAGGGAAAUUGCGGCGUGACUGGCGCUCACAAUCAUGCACGUCCACUACAGUGCAUGUAAUACAAACGUACCUCAAACCACAAAACUGAACAUCUUCGUGAUGGACAUAACUGGAAGUUCGUGACAGUUGCUGUUUGCACCACAGUUGCUACUUUGAAGAAUACUUUUCCCACUCGUUAAACUGAAUUGAUUUUGUUAAACACUAUGGCUAAUUUUGUCGUUGGAACGGAGAAGUGGCUGAGGAUUCUAACAAGCAUCGGCGCUAUGUAUCUUGAGUGUAGUUUGUGGGGAGCUGUCCAGCCGUUGGUAUCGGAAUGGGACUGGGCAAUGAACAACGUGACGCGAGAGCCAACGGAAUCUCAAACCAGUGACGGAAAUGAGAUAGAGACAAGAACGAGUUUUACUGUUGCCGCCAUUUUCUUCGCGAUGGGACUUGUGGAAAUUAUUUUAUCACCCAUUACCGGCAUGGUCGCUGACAGGUGUGGAUUUGAUGUAAUGAUUCUCUUGAGCCUGUUAUGUGGUGUUUCACAGAGUCUCCUUUUCGGAUGCUUUGACGCAUCUGUUGUGACAGUUUUAAUCUAUCGUAUUCUCGGAGGUGCAUCUAGUGCUUUGUCGCAGACCAUUGGAAUUGCUCGGAUCAGAGAUGUGUAUACUUCUGAAUCGAGAGAGUGUAGCACCGCCAUUGCUGUAGGCAUGAGCAAAAUGGCCGCCGGUUAUUUUGCGGCACUUAUCACUGGAGAACUCUACCAUUUUAUGAAACAUCGAGUAUUUCUUUUGUUUCUACCUGUUUGCCUGAUACUCAUUAUUGGUGUAUUGUUAACGUUUAGAAAUGGAAAUUUCCAUUCGAAAACCGAACUCAAAGGAGAGGACGAAGGCAAGCAACACUUAUCGUCAAAACUGCGAUGGAGGGUCGUUUUCGAUGUUCAGCUCAUAAUACUUUGUAUCUGCUUCUUCGUUACGGGUCUUGGCGUUACAGCCUUGGAUCCCUCUCUCGCAGUAUGGAUGAAAUCCGUCUACGGAGCAGGUGCUGCCCCGGUGGGCUUCAUUCUUGGAGUAUGUGGCUUGGUUACAUUAAUAGCUAACAUCACCAGCGGUCAGGUCUUACAUAUCCUGAAGGACUGGUCUUGGAUCUUCUGCAUGACAUCUCUCUGCAUAACUGGGCUGCCAUUGGUGUUAAUAAACUUCUCACCGGAUAUUGUUUCUGCUGGCGUUGCCUUGUGUGGGUUUUUCUCUGGUCUUAGCGCAGUUCGUUUCACCCUAAUUUUGCUGUGCACCACCAUCGCCAACAGCCGCUAUCCCCAAGCGUGCGGACAUGUAUUUGGCAUUGUGAACAUUGGUUGGGCGGCCCCAUUUCUGGUGGGACCUCUCUUAGCACCCUACAUGUUUGGAUCAACCUGCGCCGUAUGCAUUAUUGGAGCAGCUUGUAUUGCCAGCGCGCCACUGGCCAUAUUUCUUCGGCAGCCGGAUUCCAACCAAGGACUCAAUUUAAUGGAUUGUUGUGCAGAUGACCACGGAGAAUAUAAAGUGCUGACCAAAAAUGACGGAGUACCGUUUGCAUAUGACAUCUCUGAAGAAACUCUACAGCCCAAAGUGAAAUAGGCCUAGCCCCAUGAGAGAUAACUGUGUGACAAACCCACUUAUCCUGUAAUCCUUUAGUAAUUGCUCCCGCGCUAGAGUUAUUGGUAUUUAAUGAAUAUUUCACGGUAAAUACCCUAUAAAAGCACUGACUGGCUUUUAUUCGCUUUUAGUUGGUGCCCAUGUACAACCAUUAUGUGCGAUUUCCAUUAGCACGUCGUUGAGCCGGCAUCUUCUGCCCUUUCUACCAAGCUACGUACCCCUCAUCGCUGGAUCGUGGCCGAGGCUGACUGUACUACCGGACGGAGUCCUGGACUGUCUUUUCUUUGCGACACAUUGGACAACUACUCACCAGUUGCGAUUUUACAUCGAUUUUUAAAAGCUGUGUGAAGGAAGCCAGCGAGGGAUCGGAUAAAACGCCGGAUAACAACAUGUUUGUCUUUCCGCUGCGUUCCUUUCCGGCCCUAGACCCCUUCAUGAAGAACCCAACCGACCUCCAGCCAUACAGUGUACAUGUCACGGCACAGAAGAGAUUUGACUACUUGCUGUCUAAAAGAUUGAGCCUUCAGAACGAACGUCAACAGCGCAUGCAACGACGCUGGCACCAUCUGAGUCCACAGGUCAUUCCCUGCAAGUGAUGCCAUGACAUCUCCCUCCUACAUGUGUACCCCAAAACCAAUUUUACUGUCUGAUAAUUCUGUGCUUGUGGUGAAAUUAUAUUUAUGCGUGUUCACACUGCUUCAGUCCAUGAUAAAGGCACAUUCAUGUGCAUGAUUCCAGUGGCGCACCCAAGGUGUAAUUUUUUUUCAGUCCCAGUAUUUGACCUUGGUGAUAUGAAUGUGGCCUAUUUUCGAGUAGUAUAAUAGGGGUGUCAUAGUUCGCC